Insectozyma verbasci is the source of this 1221-nucleotide messenger RNA. Lineage: Eukaryota; Fungi; Ascomycota; Pichiomycetes; Serinales; Debaryomycetaceae. The record is from the annotation of a GenBank genome assembly.
AUGGAUCAAAUAAUAGCCAAGGCAAGUAAUCAAGCUGUUUCAUUUGCUAUUAGAUCUGGUAUUUCAAUUGCUUCAGGUUAUGCUAUAAAAACAAUUUCAACAUUUUUGGAUAAAAUACCAGAAAGCCAGCAGAAACGAAUUGAAUUAAAAAAGAAUAAAUUGAAAAAUAAAAUUGAUAUUGUUUCAGUUACUAUUGAUUUAAUUAAAUUAGCUGCUUCAAGAGGUAAUACAAUAUUAGAAUCAACAUUAAUAUUAAUUGAUGAUUUACAAUUAGAAUUUGAUGAAUUUGAUAAUAGAAUAAAUGAGAUAACUAAAAAUUUAACUGGUCAUAACCAAAAGGAUUCAAUUAAACUAGUUGAAGAUUAUAUGAAUGGAUUAUUAGAUAAUAUAAAUGAUUCAAUACCAAUUUUAAAUUUGUCAUUGGUGUCCAGUGGUGUUAAUUUCAAUGGUAGGGUUAAUAUAAAUAAUGUAUCACCAAGUAGAUUAUUACAAGCUGCAAAUUAUGUAUCAAAUUCAAAAGGUAAUAAAAUUGGACCAACUUUUGAUUUGGUAAUGUAUACUAUAUUUUAUAAUCCAAGUAGACUUAAGUAUAUUGACGAUAAGGUCGAUGAAUUAAGUUGUAUAACUUGGAAAGAAACGUAUGCGAGAAGUUCGGUCAAGAUUGAAGAAGAUGGAUUUAAUUAUAAGUUGAUUAUAAAGGAAGAUUUCGAUGAUGGGAGGUACCAUGAAGAUGAUGAAUCACCAGGUAAGAAAGCUAUAAAUUCAAAGUAUAUUCAAAAUAUGUUUUUCACUGCCUCCGGAAAAUUAUUAAAAUUAGAAGGUAGAAAUUCACCAGUUUUAAUCUUGAAAAUAAGUGAAGAUGAUCAAGAAGAAUGGAUAGCAUUAGGAGAACCAUUAAAAGGAGAAUUUGAUGAAGAUGAUGGAGAAGAAGAAGAAGAAGAAAUUAAACCAAUUAAAUUAAAAUCAGAAAUCAAAAAUAGUUCACUAUCAUUACUUGAAUAUUUAAUACGAUUAUGUCGUUUACAACAAAUAGAAUCAAAAUCAAUAUUAGAAAUACCAGAUGAGAUUCUUAAAUUAUAUUUACACGAUCAACAUACUACUGAUUUACCAAAAAGUUUAUCACAAAAGCAAAAAGAUGAAAUUAGAAAAAUUUACAAUGAUAAUGCAAUAACAAUGGAUUCAAAUAUAAAUAGAUUAAAGAACCUCGAAAUUAAAAAGUGA